AUGACGAGUCCAUACUGGAAAUUCUUUCAGCGCACCAUUGAUCAACUAGCGCAGCGGUCAAAAAUAAUCGCCAACGCCUCACCAACACCGACGACGCCCCCAAUACGUCUAGCCACGCUGAGGAGCAGCUCCGAUAUCUCCAACUGGGCUGUUGGCUGCGAUGGUGAUAUGGGCGGGCGCAGUCGGGCGCAGCUUGAAUACGUGGGCGGUGUGAAUGUGAGUGGGGGCGAGGAGAAGCAUGCGAAAUUCAGUGGCGUUCUCGAUCCAUACGUCCCCGAACAAUGGAAGAAAACUCUCGAGGAUGGCGUUAAGGCUAAGAGCGGUUAUGCUGGUCUGCGCACUAAAACUCGCACUACACUCUUCGGUACAGCGUGUUGGGACCUGUCGCUGCACCCGUACCUCGCUAUGCGUGUUAGGAAUAACAUGGCUAAAGGUGGAGGUGCAAGUAGUGGUAGUGUUAGCAACAGCAGCGGCUACUUUAUCAACAUUCAGACAGAAGGCGCUGUACGCAGCGAUCUGUUUCAGCAUCGCCUCUUCACUCCCCCUAACUCUCACUGGCAUACCCUUGUCGUUCCCCUUAGCUCAUUUGUCCUCACUAACGCGGGUGAGACUUCGGAUCAGCAACUGCCUAUGCUCAGAGAGAAAAUUCGCACCGUCGGUAUCAGUCUCCUCGCUAAUCCUGAUGGUAAUAGCACAGGUAGAGUUGAAAAUAGCGAACGCUUUGAUCUCGAUAUCGAAUGGAUUGAGGCGUGGAACGAUAGCAAUCCAGAUGUUGUAGCUAGACAGAGUCAAGAUGGUAAUGAUAGUGAGAAGAAGGAAAGUCUAUAA
This is a messenger RNA of Wallemia ichthyophaga EXF-994, 828 nucleotides long. RefSeq lists its product as uncharacterized. Gene Ontology annotation, biological process: mitochondrial respiratory chain complex I assembly; mitochondrial electron transport, NADH to ubiquinone. Gene Ontology annotation, cellular component: mitochondrion. The transcript has 2 exons. The record is from RefSeq and is a predicted model, not a curated record. NCBI's taxonomy places the organism in Eukaryota, Fungi, Basidiomycota, Wallemiomycetes, Wallemiales, Wallemiaceae. Bases 1 to 828 code for a protein of 275 amino acids.